AGACCCCAGCUACCCACAGUGGAUCCAUUAGGACCCUCUUCGUCAAGACAGCCCCUCAAAGAUUCACCGAUUCACUCUUGUUUUCACACUUUCCUUACAUAUCCUUCUAUUAGCAAGGAUAGUUUUCGGCCCUUUGUCUCUGUCUGAAUACUGACUCUUAUUAGUGCCACUGCUCCCAGACGGCACACAUGGCAUCUCCUAAGUUGGGCCUGUCAGCCACAACCACAACCUCCUCUUCCCCAUCAUCAUCAUCUGCAUCAUUAGGCCCUCCUCCACACCCUGGAAGCCCAAGUCGGGUACCUGAGGGUCCUCCAAGUCCUGUAACCCCAACCCCAAGCCCAGGCUUAACCUCUGCUUCAGCCACACCUGUAAGGACCCAUCUGAGCAUUGCUCUGAUCCUUGAGGAGCUCAGGGUGCUGCAACAACGGCAGAUUCACCAGAUGCAGAUCACAGAGGAGAUAUGUAGACAGGUUUUGCGACUUGGAGGGGACUCCUAUAGUAUAGAUACACCAUCCCAGCAUAUCCUUCCGUCUUUGCCACAACUCUGUCUGGAAGGCAGUAAAAAUGCAUCUGAUUCCUUAACCCAACCAGCUGCACCUCAACCCAAUACUUCAUUGGCUCCUCUCUUAUCAUGUUUCUCCUCUAUGACCCCCUCUCAAGCAAACAAAACCACACAGUCAAGCACUUCCCUGUCUCAAGUUCUGCAACCUCAUAAAUCACAGAUUGAAGAAGCAGGGCGAACUAGCAAUUCUUGGGAGACCUCCCAAUGCUCUUCUUCACUAACAACUUCCUCUGCAGGUGUCUCUGUGCCUUCUCCCACCUAUGCUUUAGCUCUAUCCUUAGCUCUACCCAAUCGCUAUCUUCAUGAACAAUCUCCCAAUAUUACAUCCGUUGGGGGGCAGGGUGAUUUGUCUUUUUUAAACUCAUCCCUUACCACACCAUCAUCUAGUAACCCAAACUCUCAGCUCCAAUCUGCCUCUCUCGGCAGUGACUCAUCUACAUCUAGCUCCAACACUUCUGGCCGUCUCCAUCAUGUAUGCCGCUUUUGUGGAAAAGGAUUCAGUAGUGAUUCUGCCCUGCAGAUACAUCUCCGCUCGCACACAGGUGAACGACCCUAUCAGUGUCCCGUGUGCCUCAGUCGUUUCACAACACGAGGCAACCUGAAGGUGCACUUCCUUCGCCAUCGUGAACAAAAUCCAGAGCUUUCUCUUUCACUUCUGCCACCAUCUUUAUUUGGGUUAGCCUUAGGUGCAAAUGGGGGAUCAGAUAUUGGACAGAUCUCUGACAGCUCUGGAAGUGCUAGUGGGAUAAAUAUAACACAAAAGAAGCGAAAAAUUAGUAGGAUGGAUGAUGAAAUAUGUGGAGACAACUUGGCAAUCAGUGGUAACAAUAGUGGCCUUUCUAUUGGGCUUGCUGGUGAAUCUGCUCCGUCUACUUUGCCCCUACCGCCUAGUGUGGAUCUGGCUUUGAUUUCACAUUCUCUUCUGCAGCUAAACAGGACUGCUGCUGUUGCUAGUGUUGCCUCUAUCCCACCUUCUUCAUCCUCUACCUCUUCUUUGGCAUCCUCCCUUCUCUCAAAUCCUUCCCUUUCAUCAUCAUCUGCUAUUGCUGGAUUAUUCAAAGGUGUAAAACAGCAGCGCUUUGAUGAAAACACUCCACCUUAUGCACCUAUGCUUUCCCCUACUGCUUAUUCCCAACUAGCACACCUACCAAAGCUUCUUUUUUCACCUGUUUCUGUUUCUUCUUCUUCAUCUAUCCAGGCUGCUCACUCACCUAUGUACAGCCAUCCAUCACUGAGCUUGCUACGCACCCAGUUACCUUCUGUUGCAGGAUCCCAACCGCAUGCAUCCUCCAGCCAUUCGCAGCUUCCAUUUCCUAUUUCUUCCCUUCCUAAAAACUCCAGUUCACCAACUACCAGUGUUCAAUCCUUUUUGCCCACAUCCACAGCAAUUACCACUCCUACAUCUGAAACCUCUAAGCUGCAGAGACUGGUCGAGAAGCUGGAGAAGGCCCCUUCACUUUCCUGCACUCCAUGGUUUUCCUCCUCUACUCCAACAUCCAUGUUGGAGAUUUUGUCUGGCACUACCACUUCUUCUGCUGGGAGUGCAUCAAAUACCCGUUUCACAAAUGCCGGCAAUGCCACUACCAAUGUGGUUUCAUCUCCAUCAUCCAAUAUCACCACAUCGGUUUCCCAAUUCACCCGUGAAAUGCUUGUUGCUCUCAGAAUGAGUGGCAAUGAUGCAAAUGCCAUGACAGGUGGUAUACUACCAUCACUUAAUGCCACUGGUUCAGCACAUAACCUGACAACCAAUCAGUGUGGAGUGUGCCUACGGGUGUUGAGUUGUCCUAGAGCUCUGCGGCUGCACCAGGCCACACAUCUUGGAGAACGUCCAUUUCCAUGUAAGAUAUGUGGGCGGUCGUUCUCUACCAAAGGCAGCCUGCGAUCACAUCUUGCCACCCAUCAUGCCCGGCCACCCAAUGUCCAAAACUCUUGCCCAUUGUGUCAGCGCAAGUUUACCAAUGCUCUUGUCCUACAGCAUCACAUACGUAUGCACCUUGGUGGACAGUUGCCCCCAGAUAGCACAGAGGAUUCUGAACAGAAGAUUCCACCUGAAUCUAAUCCCAAAUCCUUGACACAGUCUCUUCCCCAGCCCUGUGAUCAAGAAUCCCCUUCAAGUAAAACACCUUCUGGAGCGAGUCCUGCAAAGACCCCAGAUACAAACUCACAGAUACAAACUAAAGCUGUUGGCACAAUCCCUGCCUCUUGCAGCAAGAAAUCAGCUGAGAAAAAUCUCACUAAGUCCCCACCCUUAGACCUAAAUCAAAUCCCCCUGGCUGACCUCAGCCCUGAUCCUUUCAUGAACUCUAACACACAAAGUCGUCCACCCAGCUCGGAAGAUCCCCCUGUCCUGUGUGUCAGUUCACCGCUUCAGGUCUCCCAAAUCACAGAUCCAGCUUUGCCUCCUGAUGAAGAAAACAAACUCCAGCAACAAGAAUCUUUCGAUAUUUUCACUCCUACAUCUAACACUUUGCCACUUGUCUCUAGUGAUAACAAAACUACUGACAAAACUACAACACCUCCUUUAUUGCUGGUGGAUCCCACAAAAAGUAAAGAAUCACCUAAGCUAGAUGCUUUAAAUGAUUCCAAACCAGACAUGGAUGACUUACAUAUUACAUCUGUUACUGAUGCUCCCUAUGAUUGCACCAGUUCCAGUACUUCCUCUAACGUUAUCACAGCUGAAGAUGUUUACGAUGCUGACAGAAAAGUUACUUUGGGAUCAAACGCAGACUCAACAGAGCCACAAUCAUCAGAACCGACUGAGGAAGACAAAGACCCUUCUGAUCCAAAUAUACCACCAAAACAAGACCAAGUAUCUGUUCCUGAAAAUGAACCCGUAAUGACACCCACUGUGGAGAAUGCAGACACAAUGUUUGCUGAAGUAAGGGGGGGAUUGCACAAACAGGCUAUGUCUGUCAGAGAGACAGGCCAAAGCUUUCACUUUAGUUCAUAUGAGAGGGAAGGCCAGGCGGAUCCCAGUCAAAUAGGUGGACUGGUUUCAAAUGAAGCUCUGGAUGCUCCGCUGCCCAUCAGCCUUGCUCCAACUCUCCCAUCUCCAAUGUCCCGUCCUGAGAAGAAAACCUACUGCUGUGCGGAAUGUGGAAAAGAGUAUGCCAGUCGCAGCGGAUUAAAGGGUCAUAUGAAGCACCAUGGGGGCGUUACCAAACCAUCACGUCCACCAGCCAGGGGAAGUCGUUCCUCCUCCGACCAGAUUCCUUCCUCUGCUUCUUCUGUGUCCUUAAACAUUCCAGCCACUAGGAGUUCAGGAGGCUUCUGGAACCAGUACCAAGCCUUCCUAAACACAACUAACCAGUCAGCUGAUGACCAGAAGACUGUAAGUCAAGGUGGAAAUAAAGCCGUGCAGAAGGAAGCAGGGGAAGAACCAGAAAAAGAUUCAUAACUUAACUUAGACUGGCUUAGAAAAUGUUGUGGUACAGAUUUUUUGUUUGUCUUUUAGCACAACUCUAUGGACAUUUACAAAGAAUUGCUUCUAUAACCCAUUUCAGGCGGCCUGUCAGUUUGAUAUUCAGAGUAAUGUGUUUAUAUGUGAUUCUUGUGAGACAAGCGUCAUGGCCGUCUUGUGUUAUAAAAGAGGCAAUAGUCCAAUUUUGUUGGGUUUAUCAACAUAUAAUUGGCUCAAAGGCUUGAAUUAUGUGACUCACAAGGCUAAUCUGAACAUACAAGAAAACGCUGCACUAUCAGCUUCCUACUGAGUCACAGAAACAUGCACAAGAAGAGUCUGACAUUUUUAUGUUGUUUUUGAAACAUUUGUGAUUGUUGUGUCACCUAUUAAAAUGUAAUCCAUAUGGCACAUCCUUUCAGCUUACUCAACUUUUUUAGGGGCAUCCAUAA
This is a messenger RNA of Cyprinodon tularosa, 4411 nucleotides long. RefSeq names its product spalt-like transcription factor 2 (gene sall2). The coding region runs from base 189 to 3959 and encodes 1256 amino acids. NCBI's taxonomy places the organism in Eukaryota, Metazoa, Chordata, Actinopteri, Cyprinodontiformes, Cyprinodontidae. Gene Ontology annotation, molecular function: RNA polymerase II cis-regulatory region sequence-specific DNA binding; DNA-binding transcription factor activity, RNA polymerase II-specific. The record is from RefSeq and is a predicted model, not a curated record. Gene Ontology annotation, biological process: regulation of transcription by RNA polymerase II. The transcript has 2 exons. Gene Ontology annotation, cellular component: nucleus.